Aspergillus bombycis is the source of this 1089-nucleotide messenger RNA. RefSeq names its product bZIP transcription factor. The coding region runs from base 1 to 1089 and encodes 362 amino acids. Lineage: Eukaryota; Fungi; Ascomycota; Eurotiomycetes; Eurotiales; Aspergillaceae. The record is from RefSeq and is a predicted model, not a curated record. The transcript has 3 exons.
AUGUCGGAAGAUCCAAAGUAUCCAUAUCCAUGGAUGCGAGAGCGCCGACGAGAGCAAAAUGCACGGGCUAAGCGGCGAAGUCGUCAGCGACAAAAGGCGCGACAAGUAGCAGGCCUCGAAGUUGUGAAACAGAGUGAGGGUCGGCUUCAAUUAGCGGUUUCAGCAGUCCCUGAACCCCUCUAUCAUGUUAGCAAUCACCCUGCAAUCUCGCCUUGCUGUAUGCAACAUCAUCGCAGUGCUAAGCCACACCUUUUAUAUCGAGAGCUGUUAGGCUAUUUCGCUAGCGUUUCUGAUCUAGAGAACGUCGCGAAAAUUCUGGACGCGGAACAACUCGGGGUUGCGUCCAUCCUCAAAUAUGGUAUUAUUGCGAUGGGCGGAGCCCUCGAUAAUCAUUUGUUUGAUCUAGCAAAUCAAACAUGCUUUUGCUGCUGGCUCGAGUUGAUUAAAUCUGACCUCAAAGUGUCUUUCAACUUUGGACUGGCCUUGUACUCCGGGGUUCGUCGUCUAUCGCAAAUGAAAGGACCUUCUCGGUGGAGUAUCGACGCUGUAGGCAUUAAUACAGCAAGAAUGUUGUUGCAGAUCGAACCGCAAUCCAGCGAUCUGAGAACAAUCAAACUCACGAGCUUCUCAAGCACUUCUGCCUUUCUCGAAAAUGCCAGGCAGUUAGGGUUAUCUUUGGGCGAUUUUGUAGAUGAUGGUUCGGAAUCGCCCUUUUGUUCCCGGUACCAGCCCAUUUCCUACCAUACCUUGGCUGCAGAUCUCCAACCCACCCCGGAGCAACUAAAGAUCCCCCAUCAUCCCUAUCUGGACAUUGUGCCAUUUCCCUCCUUUCGUGCCAAAGCAUUGAGAGCAAUCUCAUCCGGGACCCCAGCGUUCAACGAGGAUGAGCUGUGUUUUGAUCUGGCGCAUGAUAGCAUGCGGUGUUGGGGUUCGACGGCGACUUCUUUACAUGGCCGUGGAAACGGGACCCCUUGGGAUGCGCGCAGCUGGGAGGUCUCCCCCUGGUUCUUGAAGAAAUGGGGUUUCCUUGUUGGAAACGAGGAUGACGCUAUAUAUCAAAACAGUCUCUGGUGGUGGUCCCAGAGGUAG